Molecule: messenger RNA, 3600 nt
Organism: Bubalus bubalis (water buffalo)
Lineage: Eukaryota; Metazoa; Chordata; Mammalia; Artiodactyla; Bovidae
Gene: PAQR5
Product: progestin and adipoQ receptor family member 5
Exons: 9
Coding region: 379-1371 (330 amino acids)
Cellular component (GO): membrane
Molecular function (GO): signaling receptor activity
Source: RefSeq, a predicted model, not a curated record
AGGUGCAGCGAGCCGGCGGUCCAGCGGCACACGCGGCAGCGAGGAGUCCAGGUCUCCUCCUGCGAGUCCUGCGUCCCUGCGCCCUUUCUGCUGGAUGCCCGGGACCCUCGGAGCCCAGAUGGGGAAACUGAGGCACAAGGAGUUACGUUGCUUGCCUGGAAUUGUACAGGAAAUGGCGAACUGGUCUUGGAACCGAUGUGGCUUUAAUCCAGUCCGGAGGCCCUGAACUGCUCUGCCUGGCGAUAUGAGCCAGGGUGGUGAGGUGAAGCGGCUCAGAUCCGGCUGGCCAGAGGCGCCCGGAGCCAUGUCAGAACUUUGAGCAAGUCCUGGUGACAGGGACCGGCUGUCACCCACCGGUCUUCCCAGCCCGACUUCAAGAUGCUGAGCCUGAAGCUACCCAGGCUGCUGAGCAUGGAGCAGGUGCCCCAGGUGUUCCAUGAGCAGGGCAUCCUCUUCGGCUACCGACACCCACAGAGUUCCGCCACUGCCUGCCUCCUCAGCCUUUUUCAAAUGACCAAUGAGACCCUCAACAUCUGGACGCACUUGCUGCCCUUCUGGUUCUUCUCGUGGAGGUUUGUGAGCACCCUGCAAGUGACGGACAUCCUGAAUGACAGCUACUCCUGGCCUCUGCUCGUGUACAUGGGCGCCAGCUGCUUGUUCCCCCUGGCAUCCAGCUGUGCACACACCUUCAGCUCCAUGUCCAGGAACGCCCGCCACAUCUGCUACUUUCUGGACUAUGGCGCCGUCAACCUCUUCAGCCUGGGCUGUGCCAUCGCCUACUCUGCCUAUGUUUUCCCGGACACGCUGGUGAGCACUACUUUCCAUGACUACUACCUGACCCUGGCUGUGCUGAACACCAUCGUUAGCAUCUGGCUCUCCUGCUACUCCAGGUUUUUUGAGAUACAGAAGCCCGGGCUCUGUAAGAUGCUUCGUGUCCUGGCCUUUGCUUUUCCCUACACCUGGGACUCCCUUCCUGUCUUAUUCAGGGUAUUCCUGCUCCCCGGGGAGAGUGCAGAGAACGAAGCCACCGUGUACCACCAGAAGCACGUGGCCAUGACCCUCCUGGCCUCUUUCUUCUACUCUGCGCAUCUGCCGGAGCGCCUGGCCCCUGGACGCUUCGACUACAUCGGUCACAGCCACCAGCUGUUUCACGUGUGUGUGAUCCUGGCCACACACAUGCAGAUGGAAGCCAUCCUUCUGGACAAGACUCUGAGGAAGGAAUGGCUGCUGAUGCACUGCAGGCCCCUGGUGUUCGCCCAGAUAGCCGGAGCCAUACUUCUGUGCCUCGUCUUCAGCCUCAGCAACAUAGUUUAUUUCUCAGCUGCUCUGUAUCGGAUUCCCGAGCCGGAAUUACAUAAAAAGGAAACCUGAUUCAUACCAUAAGCUUUUCGUACCAAAUGUCAGCAUUAAGCUACAACACCCUAACUACCAUAAGCCAAUGGCAUGGUCCCAGUUUGCAGUGGCCUAAAAUAUUUAGAAUGCUUGAUAUCUUGGCAUUUUUGAGCGGGUUCAGGUCAAUAAGGUGUUUAACUGGGGACAUUUCUCUAGAUGUGCAUUGGAUUCUCUAAGUACGAUUUUAAAAGGGGGACAUGGGUUCAAGUCAGUCCUCAUUCAUGCAAAUCAUUAUUUCAUUUAGCUUUUAAUUUAUUUAAAGUAUGUUCUCCGAUUCUAUUUAAACAGCUGGAUUAGGCAUUACCACCCUUGUAGCUUUACUAUUAAAUAGUUGGAUUAAGCCUUACUACCCAUGAAGUAUUACUCUUGGAAAAUGGAACACGCUUCAUCUGAUGAGUUUCAUGUAGCAAAGCCUCUCCUACCACAGUGGAGGAGUAUGAGCUGGGAAGGUCAGUCAGGGAACCUGAAAAAACGGAAACUGAGUCUGCGGGAGCUGUGGGGUCUGGGAAGGCAUUCCAGAAUGAACAAACCUGGUUUGGGGAGGGGUCUUCUUCCUUUCCCCACCUAGUGAAGGAAAUGAAUUGAAAGAGCGCCCUCUUUCCCCCGCAAGUCCAUUCUGCUUCACCAUAGAAGGUUCCCAUGCCAUUAUGGACUUGGAUUUUGUUGAAAGUUCACAGCCUGUGGCUGGGUGUCAUAUGCUCUGUUUUGCUCUGUUUUCUUGUUGCCAGCUUGAUGCUGUGAAGUAUUAUGCAGCACAGGUAAAGUGUGUUACCUAGAGGGCACUAACUGAAUUAAUCCCAAUUGGUUGUACUCAUCUAUCACCCUUUAACCAAUGACAUCGCAAUAUUUGGGGAGGUGAUACAUUUAAUGUUGCUUCAGCAUUUCAUAUGUGCUGCAGAAUUUAACGUUCAUGUGCAGAGGGUACUAAAGACUUUGCCAAAAGAAUGGAAACACUUGGUGAGCUUGUGAUAAAUGUAGAUCCCCCAGGCAAAUCAGGAGACGCUGCUUUACUAGUUUAAAAUGUUGGUUUCCUGCAGAAGGUCUGUACUGGGACAAGUUCCCCAGGUGAUUGUCAGGAGGGUCAUGGGCCAAACUUGCAGAAAUGCCGGUGUCACGAGUUCCAGAAUGCCCAGGGCCCAUCAGCUGUGUUUUGAUUGGUCCAACUUUCAGCAGCUCACCACCUAAGGCUGUGUCCUCUGCUUUUCACUCUGUGGAGUACUGAAACACUGAAUAUUUUCUCAUCUGUUGCAGUACUCAUUAAAAGUUCAGUAUUUCGUGGUGUUUUCAUAGAGUACAGAAAUGCUGAGGCCCAUUACUCCCUGACAUGCACUUGCUGACGACUUAAGGGGCCAUCCAUCGCAAUGCAGGAGCCUCUUCUGCUGACUCAGGAACACCCCAGUUUCUUAGAACACUGCCUCUAUGGUUAACUGGCCCAGACGUUUGAAUGACCUUGUAAGUUUAGCUCAUCAGCUAAUACUCUGAAGACAAGAAGCAAUUUAUAUCGGAUAUGAGUGGUCAACAAAUAUGAUUUCAUUAGUUUUAUUGUCUGUUUACUUCCUCUGGGGAAGGUAGACUGAUAAAAUUAUAUAGGCUGGUAAAUUUUUGGUACAUUAAUUGCAAGCUGCACGACAAAAUUUGUUUUUUUGGCAAGAGGUUGACACUAUUACUGAAGUUGUACUCCAGCAGGGGUUCUGGGCUUCCAUUUCAUCUUACUGUAACUUCAGUUUUAUGGUGGACAGAGGUACUAACUUUACGUACUCCAUUUUAGUAAUGCCAAAGGCAUGACGGUUUCUUAAUUCUCUUGUUUAUAGAAAGUAACAUAAGGUUCUUCAUUUAGCUCAGAAGUAGUUGAAAGAUCACAGGUGACUAAUCUGAAGGACUUUUAGAAUAUUUAGUCUUUGGUUACAUUGCUUUUUCAGCAUUGCUUAAUGAUGAAAAUGAAAUGUUAAAUCAACAAAAUAAGGCCAAGUGUUUCAUAAUGUUUUUAUACAUUUGGUAAACUUAGUCCCGUUGUAUACUUUUGGACAGUGUUACAAUUAACUUUUAUAACAGUUUGCAGGACACUGAUUUGGAAACUUAUAAUGAUGAAUGAGAAUGUGUUCAAAUAUAUUCAUUUUCAUUAAGUAUUAUGAAUUCUAAUGUGAAUAUAGUUUUGCUAAGCCAUUUCAGAAAUUUAAAAGACUGGCAGUGGGCCAGGUGAAAACCUCA